Messenger RNA from Colossoma macropomum (tambaqui), 794 nucleotides. RefSeq names its product male-enhanced antigen 1 (gene mea1). The coding region runs from base 195 to 752 and encodes 185 amino acids. The record is from RefSeq and is a predicted model, not a curated record. Gene Ontology annotation, biological process: spermatogenesis. The transcript is spliced from 4 exons. NCBI's taxonomy places the organism in Eukaryota, Metazoa, Chordata, Actinopteri, Characiformes, Serrasalmidae.
CGCUGAACCUGACGCAGUUCCGCUUCCCUGAGGAAGCAAAUAGUGCGUAUCGACGUACAGUGAGCUUCGUUUUUCUGUAAACUGAUCAAAUAAAAACUGUCUGAGAGAGAAAACGAGGGGAGAAAGUGAGAGAUUGCUGUGUCUGUUGAGGGCGACGGCAGCGCAGGACUGCAGGCUAGACUUGGAGCCCGUUGAUGGAAGUGGGGAGGGCUCGAGACAUGGGUCCAGAAAGAGUGUUACCGAGCUCCGAGGAGGAUCUGGUGCAGGACCGAACCUCAGACACGGCCGUGGCAGAGGAGUGGAGUGGUGAGGAUAUGGAGGAGGAGGACGGAGGAGCCGGGGACGACGAUGAAGACAGUGGGGGAUAUUAUUACCAGCCACUGAACCAGGAUCCUGACAGCCUGGGCAGCUCGCACAUGGAGCAAGCUGACGAAGGAACACAUGCAGAGCAGCUACAGGAGGUCCAGGAGAGAAUAGAAGCCAUGGGUUUGUUCCUGCCUCAGCCACCACCUCCAGACAGCGAUGAGGAAGAGGACCCCGAGGGAGCUGCUGCACGACGGAGCCAUGCGUCUAUUCCUAUGGAUCCAGACCAUGUGGAGCUUGUAAAGAGAACCAUGGCAGCGGUGAACUUGCCGACACUUGGUAUCCCUGCCUGGGCGCAGGAGAUCUCCGAUGACCAGUGGAAGGACAUGGUCCAAAAGACACUUCAGUCCCGGCAGAGCUCUGCAAGUCUCAUACUGGAACGCAAGUGAAACCAGCCAAGGCCUUCUUCAUCUCCACCACCCUGUAACUCA